AUGUCUUUCAGAACACUUAAGAUUCGAUUUAUUCUUAUUUUGAUUUUUAUGACUCUAGUUAUGACCUUUAUUAAAUAUGAAAAAUCUUAUAAUGUUAAUAAUUUUGUGACUAAUGAAGAAAAAUAUUUAACCUACCUACCCCAUGAUGGUUUCAAUAAUCAAAGAAUUUCAUUAGAAAAUGCGAUAUUCUUGGCAUGGUUUUUAAAGAGAACUCUGAUAAUUCCACCUCUUCUUCUUUUCGAAGGAAUUGCACCAGCUAUGGGCCGGCCAUAUAAUAAAACAUAUAAUUUUUUAACGCAAUUUUUACGUCCUGAUAAAAACCAAUUUAAAUACUGUUCGAAAAGCAGAUCAGGAUGUGAUAUUGCUUUUUGUUUUAGAGAAGGUAAAAAGACUUGCUUAAUGGUAAAUUACACUAUGUAUAAUUGGGAAGAAUUAAUAGACUUUACAUUUUUAAAGAAUCAUAUUAAAUACAUUCAUCGUCAAGAUUUUGAAUUUAAUCACUUAUUGAAAUCACUUAGCAUUUAUGAUAGUUCAGAAGUGUAUAAUGUGACUAAUGACAAUGUUCGAUAUCAACAACGAUAUUAUGAUGAUCCUACGUCAACAAUUGAGCUCGAUAAUUUCAAAGAACGAGUGAAUUUAAUCGAUUUAAGCAAAAGAACCGAAAAAUUAAUACAUUUUGCAAGUGUGUUUUCAGAAACUAGAAUUGUUCGAGAAUUAUCUGAAAGUAUUGAAUUUUGGAAUAAACUAAUAAGGGAAAUGUUACCGAACAAUCCACUUUUAAUUUAUACUGUAGAUAAAAUAUUUAAUAAAAUUGGAGGAAUAAAUAGUUAUAUUGGUGUACAUGCAAGACUAAAAGAUGGCUUCUUUAUCAAAAAUCGAAAGAAUACAAUAAAAGGUCUCAUCGAAAGAAUUCAAGAAGGUUUUGAAGAUGACGUUUGUUUAACAAAAAAAAUAUAUCUGGCAAUAGAUGUAAAACGUAAUCACCCUUCCCUUAAGCCAUUCUUUCAAACAUUCUCAUGUAUUUACGUAUUAGAUGAUUUUAAUGAUUUUUUAGAACCUUUAAAAUUUUUAAGAAAUCCUAGAGAUGGUAUGAUAUUAUAUAAAUUUCUAAUACCGUUAGUAGAUUUGCUAGUAGCAUCAAAAGGUAGUAGAUUUUAUGGAUCUAUCAAUAGCACUUUUUCAGAUUAUGCUCAACGAUUAAAUGAAGCGUGGAUCAGAUGA
Molecule: messenger RNA, 1221 nt
Organism: Dentiscutata erythropus
Lineage: Eukaryota; Fungi; Glomeromycota; Glomeromycetes; Diversisporales; Gigasporaceae
Source: the annotation of a GenBank genome assembly